Molecule: messenger RNA, 2636 nt
Organism: Suncus etruscus (white-toothed pygmy shrew)
Lineage: Eukaryota; Metazoa; Chordata; Mammalia; Eulipotyphla; Soricidae
Gene: THNSL1
Product: threonine synthase like 1
Exons: 3
Coding region: 343-2574 (743 amino acids)
Cellular component (GO): cytoplasm
Source: RefSeq, a predicted model, not a curated record
CUUGAGGGCGGCCUCAACGCCUGGGCUGUCUGUGUGGGGCGCCUGGGCGAGCCACCUGAGGGUGCCCGAGACGACACUGGCGGUUUGGGGGACUCUUUCUUCCCACUUCCUUCCCCUUGCCCCGUCUUCUCAGUGUGGUUUUCUGGGUUGAUUUUUCUUCACCAUCAACAAACUCUUCAUCUAAGAUUGGUUCCUGUGUGACCUGUUUACAAGUCAGUUGAAGUUAAACACAGCACAUACAAGUUGAAAAGUCAAAUAAGGAAAUGUAUUUCUCCUCAUGAAUUUUAAUUUAACUUGGCUAAAGCACUUUUAGCUUGGCUUGGGCAGAACAGUGAAAGGACAAUGCUCCACUUUAACCGAUGCCAGCACCUGAAACAAAUAAUCCAGAAAUAUUUUUCUAGUGUGCCUUUUAUAACAGAUAAACACGUGCAACAAUUUCUUUCAAGAACCUUUGCAUUUGCAGAAUUAAGGAAGUCAUGGUAUUCAACCCACUCACUCCUUGGAGACAAAAAUAUUAUCCUGAUGGGAGCUCCUGGUGCUGGGAAAACAACAGUUGGCAGAAUAAUAGGUCAGAAACUUGGCUGUUGUGUCAUAGAUGUGGAUGAUGAUAUCCUUGAAAAAACAUGGAAUAUGAGCGUGUCUGAAAAAUUACAGGAAGUUGGUAGUGAACAAUUUUUAGAAGAGGAAGGAAAAGCUGUGUUAAAUUUCUCUGCAUCUGGAAGUGUGAUUUCCCUUACUGGGUCCAAUCCAAUUCAUGAUGUCAGCAUGUGGCAUCUAAAGAAAAAUGGAAUAGUUGUAUACCUGGAUGUUCCACUAAUAGAUAUAAUCAAUCGUCUAAAAAUUAUGAAAGUCGAGAGGAUUGUUACCCAGAACUCUGGAACAUCUAUGAAGGACUUACUUGAACAUAGAAAACAGUAUUAUAAGAAGUGGUAUGAUACUCGUGUAUUUUGUGAAAGUGGGGAGUCCCCAGAGAAGAUAGCUGACAAAGUACUUAAUGCACUUCAAAGGUACCAAGAUGCGGACUCUGAAACAUUCAUUUCAACAAGAUAUUCUUGCACUAAAGAUGGUAAACCAAAGGUCUCAACAAAGUUCUUUUCUGAAGCUGUAAUUGAGGGCCUAGCUUCUGAUGGUGGACUCUUUGUUCCCGAGAAGGAGUUUCCCAAAUUAAAUGCUGGGGAGUGGAGAAGACUGGUGGGAGCAACGUAUGUAGAAAGAGCACAGGUACUGCUGGAGAAGUGUAUCCAUCCUGCUGAUGUACCUGCUGCCAAGUUGGGAGAAAUGAUUGAAAAUGCGUAUGGGGAAAACUUUGCCUGCUCCAAAGUUGCCCCUAUCAGGCACCUUUCAAACAACCAGUUCAUCCUGGAGCUGUUUCACGGACCAACAGGAUCAUUUAAAGAUAUGUCUUUACAGCUUAUGCCUCACCUUUUUGCACACUGUAUCCCACCAACUUGCAAUUACAUGAUACUUGUAGCUACAUCUGGAGACACAGGAAGUGCCGUCUUAAAUGGGUUUAGUCGUCUUAAUAAGAACGAUAAGCGAAGAAUAGCUGUGGCCACAUUUUUCCCUGAGAAUGGAGUGAGUGAGUUUCAGAAAGCACAAAUAAUUGGCAGUCAGAAGGAAAAUGGCAGGGCAUUGGGUGUCAGGUCAGAUUUUGAUUUUUGUCAGACAGCUGUAAAAAGGAUGUUUCAAGAUAGCGAUUUCACUGGCUUCCUUGCUGUGGAAUAUGGAACAAUUUUAAGUUCAGCUAAUUCCAUAAACUGGGGUCGUCUACUUCCCCAAGUAGUUUAUCAUGCUUCUUCAUAUCUUGAUCUUGUCAGCCAAGGCUUUAUUUCUUUUGGAAGCCCAGUUGAUGUCUGUAUUCCCACAGGAAACUUUGGUAACAUUUUAGCAGCAGUAUAUGCCAAAAUGAUGGGAAUCCCUAUUCGAAGAUUUAUUUGUGCCUCUAAUCAGAACCAUGUUUUAACAGAUUUUAUAAAAACAGGACAUUAUGAUCUAAGGGAAAGAAAAUUAGCACAAACCUUUUCACCAGCAAUAGAUAUUCUCAAGUCUUCAAAUCUAGAACGGCAUUUGUACCUCAUGGCUAAUAAAGAUGGACAGUUAAUGACAAAAUUAUUUAAUCAAUUAGAAGAGGAACGUCAUUUCCACAUAGAAAAGAUGUUAGUUGAGAAACUUCAACAGGAUUUUGUAGCUGACUGGUGCUCUGAGGGAGAUUGCCUUGCAGCUAUUCACUCAACCUACAAUACUCUGGGUUAUAUUUUGGACCCUCAUACUGCUGUUGCAAAAGUGGUUGCAGACAGAAUGCAAGACAAAACUUGCCCUGUAAUUAUUUCGUCUACAGCUCAUUACUCAAAAUUUGCACCUGUUAUUAUGAAGGCUUUAAAGAUUGAAGAAAUCAACCAAACUUCAUCAAGUCAGCUUUAUUUACUAAGUUCAUAUAAUGCAUUACCUCCACCACAUGAGACUUUAUUAGGAAAAACAAAACAGCAAGAGAAAAUGGAAUAUCAAGUAUGUACAGCAGAUAUGAAUGUUCUGAAGGGUCAUGUGGAAAAACUAAUACAAAACCAAUUCAUUUAAAAGUUUUCAAAGUAAAAAUUUUUACUGGUGAUAUGCAUGUAAUAAUAAACUACAAAAGCUGA